AUGGCAGCCACUUUCAAUUUGAGCUCACUAAUAUGGUUUGCUCUUACCCUAGUCUUUACAUUUGCAGAAACAAAUAAUAAUGGUGGACGUUUCACUGCUGAUCUCGUACAUCGUGACUCCCCUCUCUCUCCCUUUUAUGAUCCUUUGGAAUCCCAUUUCGAUAGAUUGCAUAAUGCUUUUCGUCGUUCAAUUUCACGUAUGAACUAUCUCAAAACAAUCUUUUCACCGUCAUCAUCAGGCCCAGCAAAACUUCUCCAGGCGCCGCUGGUGCCCACUGGUGGAGAAUAUUUAAUGAACAUCUCCAUUGGGACCCCGCCUGUCGUGUUAAUCGGAAUCGCCGACACCGGCAGUGACCUUACUUGGAUUCAAUGCAAGCCUUGCAAAGAAUGCUACAAGCAAAAACCUCCGUUGUUUGAUCCCAAAAAAUCUUCAACUUACAAAAUCUUAACAUGUGAAUCUCGUUACUGCUCCGCUCUUGACGACGGCAAACGUUGCGAAUCGCACAUGAACUUGUGCGGAUACAGUUACUCUUACGGAGAUAAUUCCUUCACUGAAGGAAGUCUGGCGGUGGAAAAUUUGGCCAUGGGAGAUUCAACUUCUGGAAGUCCUGUCACACUUCCGAAUAUUGUUUUUGGCUGCGGACAUGAUAAUGGUGGCACGUUUGAUGAAAACGGGUCGGGUAUCAUCGGUCUUGGCGGGGGCUCUCUCUCGCUGAUCUCUCAAUUGAGUUCAUCAAUCAAAGGGAAAUUCACUUAUUGUUUGGCCCCAAUUUCAUCUUCAGCAACCAGCAAGAUAAAAUUUGGCGCUCCGAGUUUUAACGGUUCAAGUCCUGGACUUAUUUCAACUCCUUUGAUUGAUAAAGCACCGGCAACGUAUUAUUACGUUACCUUGGAAGCCAUUAGUGUCGGAAACAAGAAGCUGCCAUACACGAAUUCUUUAAAAACUGAUUAUGAUUUUGUAGAAGUCGAGGAGGGUAACAUGAUAGUCGAUUCAGGGACGACUUUAACGUUUAUUGAGAGUCAGUUUUACGACAAAUUGGCCACUGUUUUGGAGAAAGAAAUUGGAUCUCAACGUGUGAGUGAUCCGAAGGGUGUUUUUGGAGCUUGUUUUCGAGUUAAAAGCAAGAAUGAAGACCAUCUUCCUGUUAUCACAGUUCAUUUUAGUGGCAAUGCGGAUCUGAAAUUACAGCCAUUGAAUGCAUUCAUUAGAGUGGAGGAAGAUUUGGUGUGCUUUACUAUGGUGCCUUCAGAUUCCAUUGCCAUUUUUGGAAAUUUGGCUCAAAUGAAUUUCCUGGUGGGAUUUGAUCUUGAAGGGAAGACUGUAUCUUUCAUGCCAAAUGACUGCUCGAAGCAGUAA
Messenger RNA from Mangifera indica (mango), 1356 nucleotides. RefSeq names its product probable aspartic protease At2g35615. Gene Ontology annotation, biological process: proteolysis. Lineage: Eukaryota; Viridiplantae; Streptophyta; Magnoliopsida; Sapindales; Anacardiaceae. The record is from RefSeq and is a predicted model, not a curated record. Gene Ontology annotation, molecular function: aspartic-type endopeptidase activity. The transcript has a single exon. The coding region runs from base 1 to 1356 and encodes 451 amino acids. Gene Ontology annotation, cellular component: extracellular region.